Ceratotherium simum simum (southern white rhinoceros) is the source of this 1570-nucleotide messenger RNA. RefSeq names its product peroxisomal biogenesis factor 2 (gene PEX2). Gene Ontology annotation, cellular component: peroxisomal membrane; Cdc73/Paf1 complex. Gene Ontology annotation, biological process: protein import into peroxisome matrix; fatty acid beta-oxidation; very long-chain fatty acid metabolic process. Lineage: Eukaryota; Metazoa; Chordata; Mammalia; Perissodactyla; Rhinocerotidae. Gene Ontology annotation, molecular function: zinc ion binding. The record is from RefSeq and is a predicted model, not a curated record.
CGGCUCCUCGGCUCCUCGGCUCCUCGGCUCCUCGGCCCUUCGGCCCUUCGGCUCGCGGGCGCUCCCGGUGGCUGCGCCCUCCCGGGCAUUGCGCAGCGCGCUGACCGGUAGUUCUCGUGGGUUUAAUUUCACGUCUUUUUUUUUUUUUUUUUUUGACACUUCCGGGUCCUGCGUCGCUCCGGAAGCCCGCGAGUUCCGGAAGUCUGGGUAGUCCGGGUUCUGCUGGGAGAAGCCGAGCUUCCCAGAUAACAAUGUUUCAGGAAGAGUUGCGUGCCGCGGGGGCGUGUCGCCGACUGCUCAGAAACCUUCAGGGAAGGCAUGGCUUCCAGAGAAGAGAGUACGAAGAGGACAAACAGGGUGCUAAGGAUAAGUCAGCUGGAUGCGCUUGAACUCAACAAGGCCCUGGAGCAUCUGGUUUGGUCCCAGUUCUCUCAGUGUUUCCAUGGAUUUAAGCCCGGCCUGUUGGCCCGCUUCGAACCAGAGGUGAAAGCACUCCUGUGGCUUUUCUUGUGGAGAUUCACCAUCUACUCUAAAAACGCCACCGUGGGACAGUCAGUUUUGAAUAUUCAGUACAAAAACGAUUUUUCCCCGAACCCGAGAUACCAGCCGCCAAGUCAGAAUCAAAAACUCUGGUAUGCUGUCUGUACAAUCGGUGGGAACUGGCUAGAAGAACGAUGCUACGACUUGUUUCGACACCCUCAUUUAGCAUCGUUCAGGAAAGCCAAGCAGUGUGUGAAUUUUGUGGUUGGACUUUUGAAAUUAGGUGGGUUGAUUAAUUUCUUGAUCUUCCUUCAAAGGGGCAAGUUCGCAACUUUGACAGAACGUCUGCUAGGCAUUCGUUCUGUAUUUUGCAAACCCCAAAACAUACGUGAGGUUGGCUUUGAGUAUAUGAACAGGGAGCUUCUCUGGCAUGGUUUUGCUGAGUUUCUGAUUUUUCUCUUACCACUUAUCAACAUCCAGAAGUUGAAAGCCAAGUUAUCUGCAUGGUGUAUCCCUCUCACGGGCGCUCCUAAUAGUGACAGUACGUUAGCCACCAGCGGCAAACAGUGUGCUCUGUGCGGAGAGUGGCCCACCAUGCCUCACACCAUAGGAUGCGAGCACAUCUUCUGUUAUUACUGUGUUAAGAGUAGUUUCUUAUUUGACAUGUACUUUACGUGUCCCAGGUGUGGCACAGAGGUACACAGUCUGCAGCCACUCAAGUCGGGAAUUGAGAUGUCAGAAGUGAAUGCUCUUUAGAAAUUAAACUUGUUUCCUCUGAGGAAAACUGGAUUAAGUUUAUUAGUCAUCCUAAGUAUACCAUUUAGGUGUCUCUUAUGAGGGCGUGUGCUUCUUAGCCGCUGGCUUUCUGUUCCUUUCCCAGCAUGACUAAAUUCUAAUCACUGGAAACCACAGGCUUCUAAAAAUACUAUGUAAACAAUAAGGUUGUAUUUUUUUUAAAUAUCAUUGCAUUCACUUUGGAAUGUCAAGAAUAAUGGACAGUUUUUGUCAAAUGGCUACCAAGAAUGCUCCUUCAUUUUGCUACUUCCUGGAAAGAGGUUAGACUCUAAAAAUAAAAGAUUUUGGAGACUCU